Messenger RNA from Magallana angulata, 942 nucleotides. Its product is annotated as gigasin-1-like. The coding region runs from base 1 to 825 and encodes 274 amino acids. The record is from RefSeq and is a predicted model, not a curated record. The transcript has 2 exons. Lineage: Eukaryota; Metazoa; Mollusca; Bivalvia; Ostreida; Ostreidae.
AUGAAGGUCGUCAUGUUUUUGGCGUUCGCCUGUUUUGCCUUAGCAAAUGUCUCAGGAUAUCUACAUGGCCAUAACAAUGGUGGCAAUGGAAAUAAUGGAGAAAGAUACAAUGGAAAUCGUUAUAACGGAGAAAUAUAUGCUGAUAAUGAAGAGGAUAAAUAUGAUAAUGGACUUAACGAAGAUAAUGUAUAUUACAAUCGUGGAUACGAUGAAACUGAAACCAGAAAAACGGAAAAAGCUACUACCAAGAAAGUAGAAAUAACGGAGAAAGAUAGAUAUGACAACGGAGGGGAUAAAUAUGACAAUCAUGGACACGACGACUUUGAACAUGUUCAAACGGAAGUAGAUAUUAAGGAAGUGGUAAGAAAAGAGAAAGAAAGUUAUGCUCUUAACGGAGGGGAUGAAUAUGGCAAUGUUCACGACGACUUUGAACAUGAUCAAACGGAAGUAGAUAUUCAGGAAGUGGUAAGAAAGGAGAAAGAAAGUUAUGAUCAUAACGUAGGGGAUCGAUAUGGCAAUGUUCACGACGACUUUGAACAUGAUCAAACGGAAGUAGAUAUUCAGGAAUUGGUAAGAACGGAGAAAGAAACUUAUGCUCUUAACGAAGGGGAUAGAUAUGGCAAUGUUCACGACGACUUUGAACAUGAUCAAACGGAAGUAGAUAUUCAGGAAGUGGUAAGAAAGGAGAAAGAAAGUUAUGCUCUUAACGAAAGGGAUAGAUAUGGCAAUGGACAUGACGACUUGGAACAUGAUCAAACGGAAGUAGAUAUUCAGGAAGUGGUUAAAAAGGAGAAAGAAAGUUAUGUUCAUAACUUGGAUGGAUAAAUAUGGCAUGUUCACAGCGAUUGGAAAGAAGCAAGACAGAUACAAUGGAAAUGAGACGUUGACGAAACCAUGAAAAUAAUUAUAAAAACGGAAACUAAGAUUACGAAAAUGGCAAUU